AUGGAAUUGAUUAACAACCAGCUGUGCAAAUUAUCUAUAUGUUUCGGCUUGAUCCUCUUGAUGGGUGCUUGGUCUUGUGAAGCCACUUCUCGCAGUCUCCAAGAUGCAUCAAUGCGUGGGAGAUAUGAGCAAUGGCUUGCUCGUUAUGGCCGCGUAUAUAACGACAUUAACGAGAGCGAGAAGCGAUUCAAUAUAUUUAAAGAAAAUGUGGGGUUUAUCGAAUCUUCCAAUAACAAUGCAAAGAAAUCUUACAAAUUGAGCAUCAACCAGUUUGCAGACCUUACAAAUGAAGAAUUCAAGGCCUCAAGAAAUGGAUUCAAGGGGCAUGAAUGUUCCGCAAAGAAGACUUCUUUCAAAUACGAAAAUGUUACAGCAGCGGUCCCGGCUUCAAUGGACUGGAGAAAGAAAGGAGCUGUAACUCCUAUCAAGGACCAAGGCCAAUGUGGAUGUUGUUGGGCUUUUUCCGCAGUGGCAGCCACGGAAGGAAUUACUCAGCUUACCACUGGUAAAUUGAUCUCUUUGUCCGAGCAAGAGUUGGUUGAUUGUGAUACAAGUGGAGAAGACCAAGGUUGUGAAGGUGGCUUGAUGGACGAUGCCUUUCAGUUCAUCCAACAAAAUCAUGGGAUUAGUACGGAAGCUAGUUACCCCUACAACGGUGUUGAUGGUACAUGCAACACAAAGAAAGAAGCCACCAUUGCAGCCAGGAUAACUGGGUAUGAAGAUGUUCCAGCAAACAGCGAAAAGGCUCUUCUUACCGCUGUUUCUCAUCAACCAGUUUCUGUUGCCAUUGAUGCUAGUGGUUCUGAUUUCCAAUUCUAUUCAAGUGGUGUCUUUACGGGAACUUGUGGAACGAGCCUAGACCAUGGUGUUACUGCAGUUGGUUACGGCGUGAGUGAUGAUGGGACCAAGUAUUGGUUAGUAAAGAACUCAUGGGGUACAGAAUGGGGUGAAGAGGGGUACAUAAGAAUGCAAAGAGAUGUUGAUGCAGCUGAAGGACUUUGUGGCAUAGCGAUGUCUGCCUCUUACCCCACUGCAUAG
Molecule: messenger RNA, 1038 nt
Organism: Prunus avium (sweet cherry)
Lineage: Eukaryota; Viridiplantae; Streptophyta; Magnoliopsida; Rosales; Rosaceae
Product: senescence-specific cysteine protease SAG39-like
Biological process (GO): proteolysis
Molecular function (GO): cysteine-type peptidase activity
Source: RefSeq, a predicted model, not a curated record